AUGGCCGAGGAAUUAUUGGGGACGUUUAAUAUGCGAUUGGUGUCAACUCCAUUUGGCAUCAACGGGCUGGAGCGUUACACGGGUCCUUUGAAUCUGAAAAAAACAAAGUUGAUUCAGCCUUUGAAUUUGGAUAAACCUGUGAUUGCCGCGGGCACUCGCGGAGUACAGAAUUUGGCUGCAAAAGGAAGACAGUAUGCCUCCGAUAAGGAAAAGCCUCUUGUUAUGAUUUCUUUGCAUCACAAGGGGAAACUGCUUGUCUGGGACGCCGACACAGUGCAGCCGCUGGCUAUCUGUAGUCACCAUGACUGCUCUGUUGUUCAGUGCGUUGUCACGGCAACGUAUCUAUAUGCGAGGGUGGAGAAAGAGGGAGACAACACGGAUGUAGAAACAAGGGUGUACGUUUGGGAUGCUAAAACGUUUGAACUUUUUCGUCGGCUUUCAUCUCACGAUGGACGUGUAACAUCUAUUGCAGUAAGUGACGAGGAUGAUGCAAAGGUGGCAACUGCCAGUGUAGAUCAGUUCGUGCAUGUUUGGGAUCUUAAAAAAAGUCUCACGGGACCAAUUCAAAAAUUGGCGACGAACGGUAUGGCUGUGGUAUCUCUGUACUUCCAUGGGAUGAUCCUGGGGAGUUCAUCGCACACCUCACUAAUUCUGUGGAGGGCAGAAACAGGAGAGUCGUUGCUGAAGCACAAAGUUGGCGGUACCAUAACUGUCUUACGUCGGCUUUACGGUUCGAAGUGCAACAGUGAUAAAAAUGCACACCAGUCUCAUCGACCUCUCUCUCUACUGAUCGGCCACGACGAUGGCUUUAUUAAGGAAUGGACACUGGACACAAGCGCAAAUUCAAUGAUGACACUCAAAUGGGAAAGUAAAGUUCAUAAGGCAUACGUUACAGAUGUCACUGGCGAUGGAGAUAUUGUACUCAGCUGCAGUACAUUGGAUGGGGCUUUCUUAUUACUUCCAUCGCGUGGUCGUGUGGCUCCAUUGGUUUCCUACGGAGCACGAAUUGUUGUUCUUGACUCAAACUCCAAAAUUGCUAUCGUUGGGGUCGAUAAUGGAUCGAUUCGAAUUUUUUCAUAUGUUGAUUUUCUUGAAGGACAGGGAAAACCGGUAGUUCUCUCCUCCUUUUGCCCUCAUACAAGCGGUGUUACGGGAUUGCUUCUUCAGCUGCGUGAGGAUUCUACAUGGGAUAGCAUUAUGUGUGCUGGGGCCGAUGGGUCGCUUGUAUUUAUGGACUUUACCGGAGCUCGUGGAGGUCAGUGGAUUAAGGGAUUGAGUGCGCAUUCGCUGGAUGCCCUGCCAGGCGGCAAUUUUAUUCUGGCACCAGUGGAAUCGGGUGGAGGCAUUUGUCUUUUCAGCUCAACCGACUUUCUUCCAUUGCCCCAAGAACCCGAAUUAAAGACAUCGCAUACGGUCACCGCAAUACGGUGCGUGGAGCCAAUGAGACUUCUUGUGGGCUGCGAAAAUGGAAGCUUGAUGAUAUUCCAAUGCGUUAUGGAAGGGUCUCAAAACAUAUCGUUUCAAAAACUGGAAGAGAGAGAAGUUCCACCAUACCUUGCAAGAUCUUUUACUCCCAGUCAGCCAGAUGGUGAAUUGGCCGUGAUAAAUUUACAGAAGGGUAUUCUUGCACAGGAAGGUGCAUUCUUGGUUAUAGAUACGAAACGGGCCGAAUUGAUGUUUCCUAUUCGACCAUUGACGCAUAUAUAUCCUCUUCGUAGCAGUAUUGUCACCUUUGCUGGAUCCGAAAAAUACGAUUACACUGUGAUUUUGCAGUUACGUGAUGGCACUAUGGUGCAGUAUGUGGGAAAUUUGGCUCAAAAAACUAUGCCUGUUUUUGUGCGAACGCUCGUUGGUUCCCUAUUGGCCGAUGUGCUUCAGGGUGAGUCCGCUGGUUUGUUGAUGUACCCCAGCAACUACAUCUUGGAUUUGGUACCCACGGCGAGUGGGAAGGUGAACUUGGCGCUUAUUUACGCUGAAGGUGCUGCACUGAAGCAGCUGUUUUUUGGCACCGAUCCAGAUAGCUCGGUGGAAACUCAUAUUUUCUGUGAAAAGGAUGUGCUUAACGCCUCAAUAAGCUCGCACCCCACAGGAGAUGAAGUACUGACGCUUGAGCCCAUUGGACACGCUGAUCUGGGAGUGGCUGUGCUACGGGACUCUCCUAUUGUGGACAUUUUCAGUAAUGAUGGAAAUUAUCUCUAUCGCAUUCUCUACACUGGAUCUGUGUCGGAAUAUCAAGCAGCGCUUCGCCAGCGUCGUUCACGGAAUUUUCCUUGUGACGCCUCCUCCUUAAACAACAGUAUAUCUUUUGCACCGUCUUCCUCUUCUGCUGCCUGUACCGCCUCUUUUUGUGCUGAAGGGUAUUACCUUGCUAUUGGCUACCGGGAUGGACUAAUUCAGUUGUUUGAUACCACACGGCGGGUCGUGUUCGCACGCCUGACGGUACAUAACUCAAUGAUAAACAGCUUGUGGUCAUUUCCGGGUGUUGUGAUCUCAUCAUCAACGAAUGGCGCUUUACAUGCUUCUGUGGUAUUUCCCCGUGUGAUGUUCGAUGACUACGGAAGCAGCACCAUAUCCUCGGCGGAAGGCUCCAUAAUGAGACGAACAUCAGUCAGCAUUUCCGUUGUACCACCUAACUGA
This is a messenger RNA of Trypanosoma cruzi, 2637 nucleotides long. RefSeq lists its product as uncharacterized. The record is from RefSeq and is a predicted model, not a curated record. NCBI's taxonomy places the organism in Eukaryota, Euglenozoa, Kinetoplastea, Trypanosomatida, Trypanosomatidae. Bases 1 to 2637 code for a protein of 878 amino acids. Gene Ontology annotation, cellular component: Set1C/COMPASS complex. Gene Ontology annotation, molecular function: histone binding. The transcript has a single exon.